Sturnus vulgaris (Common starling) is the source of this 4474-nucleotide messenger RNA. Lineage: Eukaryota; Metazoa; Chordata; Aves; Passeriformes; Sturnidae. The record is from RefSeq and is a predicted model, not a curated record.
CACUUCUGCCACCUCUUAAUGCUGAGUGGGACAGUGCCUGGCAGGAACCUGCACAUCCAGCAUAGUACUGGUGUUGAUGUUAAGGUAUCCUUUGGGCAUUUAUGGCACUGUAAGUGGGGUCAUAUAUAUUGCCUGUAGAAUAUUAAGGGAUUCUGGCAUAUUACAAAAAAAUUUCCUCACUGGAAGGGUUGUUGAGCACUGGCACAGGCUGCCCAGGACAGCAGUGGAGUCACAUCCUUGGAAUUGUUCAAAAACCAUCUGGAUGUGGUGCUUGACGUGGUUUGGUGGUGAACAAGGCAGUGCUGGGGGAAUGGUUGGACUUGGUAUUCUUAGAGGGCUUUUCCAACCUUAAUGUUUCUGUUAUUCUGUUCAGGGAGAAGUGAUUGAAAUGCCUUUAAACUUCUGUUUAUAACUCUGACACAUGAAUAUUUAUUGUUGUGUUUUGCUCUGCCAGUCCUGUCCUAAAGCAAGUCUGAAGUCCCAGUCUGCAGUUAGCAUUCACUUCAUGAAAUUGUACUUCAGGAAAUGGACUAAAGCUCUGUCUUAUGGCUGAGAAUUAAUUUUGCUAGUAAUGGGAUGGGAAAUAACAUUUAACCAGAGGUUCUGGGAGUUUAUGGAAUGUGUAAAGCAGCGUUCAGAAUCUUGAAACAGCUGGGAAAUCCAUGUAUUUUGUGUUCUUGUUCAACUCUCCAGGUGUUUGACUCUAAUGUAAACAAAGACAAGCUGCUGCGGCUGAAGCUGGGAUCUGGAAAAGUCAUCAAGGGCUGGGAAGAAGGAAUGCUGGGCAUGAAGAAAGGAGGGCGAAGGCUCCUUAUCAUUCCUCCAGCCUGGGCCUACGGGGCUCAGGGCGUGGCUGGUCGGGUCCCUGCAGACUCCACUCUGGUGUUUGAGGUGGAAAUCCGGAGGGUGAAACUGGCAAAGGAGUGCUCUGGUUCAGAUGGGCUGAGUGUCAGUUCAAGGGAUUCCCCUGCACCUUCUCCAGUGCCCAGCUCAGAUGGCUUCUCCUCAGACACGGGUUUAGUGCCUCCCUCCAGCAUCCCUCCAAAGCCUGGGGAGCCAGCUGUUCGGGCCAAGUCCAACUCCAUCAGUGAGCAGCUUGCAAACCCAGAUGUAGCAAAGGCAAAGCUGAUUUCUCGGAUGGCCAAAAUGGGACAGCCCAUGCUGCCUUUCCUUGCUGGGACAGCAGGGAGUCAGCUGGACUCCAGUGACUCAGAAAUAGAGGAUCCCAAUACUCUGAGAGGGACAACACAGCCAGUGGCUUCGAGCAGACCCCCCCAGGCAGCUCAGGCAGUGCUGCCCACAGUGUCCACACAAGUACCUCAAGCAUCUGGUGUUGCACCUUCAGUAUCUUCUGCUGCUUUAAUUCCUGCAACAAUCCAGCCCCACUCAGCUUUGCCUGGAGGAGCACAGGGCUUUCAGGCAUAUCCAGGAGUGCCAUUUGCUUACCCCCAAACUGCUGCAUCUGCCUCUCAACUCCAGCCUGUGGGUCAGAUGUAUCCUGCUCCUUACCAAGCACCUGGAGAUGUCACUUCGUUUUUGAUGACGGAAGCUCGGCAGCACAACACUGAAAUCCGACUGGCUGUGAGCAAAGUCGUGGAUAAAAUGGAUCACCUGGCUGCCAAGGUGGAGGAGCUGAAGAAGCAAAGCACAGCUAACAGCUCCCUGCUGCCUGGCAUCUCCUCUGUCACUAUGGAAGCCUCCAUGAUCAUGAGCAACAUCCAGCGCAUCAUCCAGGAGAAUGAGAGACUGAAGCAGGAGAUAUUUGAGAAGAGCAGUCGGAUUGAGGAGCAGAAUGAGAAGAUCAGUGAGUUGAUUGAACGCAACCAGAGGUAUGUGGAGCAGAGUAACCUGCUGAUGGAGCAGAGGAACCACUCCCUGCAGACAACAAAUGAGAGCACACAGGCAAGAGUGUUGCAUGCAGAGCAGGAGAAGGCCAAAGUUGCAGAGGAGCUGGCAGCUGCCACAGCCCAGGUUUCCCAGCUGCAGCUGGAGCUCACUGCCCACCAGAAGAAGGAGAUGGACCUGAGGAAGCAGCUGUCCUGUGCUGUGCAGGAUGCAGAGAGACAGGAGGCACAGCUCAACAAGCUGCAGGCACAGGUGGCAGAGCUCCAAGAAGCCUCUCAGGACACUCAGAGCAGGUUCAAGGCUGAGAAGCAGAGUCGCAAACAGCUGGAUAUGAAGAUUGCAGCACUGGAGGAAGAGCUCACAGACCUGAGAGUGGAAAAGGAGACUCUGGAAAGGAAUCUUGCAGAGAGGAAGAAGAAAUCCCUGUCAGAGAGAGCUCAGGCAGAGGAAGAGAUGGAAGAGAUUCGCAGGUCGUACCAGCAGGAGCUGGACAAGCUCCGGCAGCUGCUGAAAAAGGCCCGGACCUCGACUGACCAGGCAGCAGCAGAGCAGCUGUCAGUGCUCCAGGCAGAGCUGGAGUCCCAGUGUGAAGCCAAAUGUGAGCGUGCCCUGGCCUCAGCCAAGGAGCAGCACAGCAGGCAGUGCCAGGAGCUGUGUGAGCAGAGGGACUCCCUGCAGCACCAGGUGGCCCAGCUGGAAGAGAAGCUCACAGCUCUCAAACACUCAAAAAAAGCAGAGGAGCAAAAGUUGUCUGAGGUUCAGCAACGUUUGGAGGAACUGGAGCCUAUCCAGGAGAAGUACUCAGCCCUGCAGGCAGACGUGCUGGUGCUGAAGGCUCGAUACGAGGAACGGAUCCGAGACCUGCAGAAGGAUCAGGAUGGAUCUUCCCCUGCAGACUUCACAGAGCAAGUAAAGAAGAUAAUGAAUGGAGUAUUUCAGUCUCUUCGGGGUGAAUUUGAGCUGGAUGAGAUGUACAGUGGCAGGACAGUCCUGGGGGUUGUCAUGAACACUAUCAAGACUGUGACACUGCAGCUGCUCAACCGACAGCAGGAGAAACCAGAACAUGGCAGUGAAAAUGAGGAAUCUGGCACAGGAGCAGGGAAACAGGAGGGAUCACCUGGAGCAAAGACGGAGCACAAAGAGCCCCUGCAGCACAGCCCAGCACAGAGCACUGCACCCCCAGCUGAUCCUGGGGAAGUGACCAGGGGCUCCCUGGAGUCUGAGCAGGAAGGCCAGGCUGCUCCUCACCCUGCCAGCCCCAGAGCUCCUGAGGAGGAGCAGGAGACACCGAGCAGGAGGGUGACAGAAGAAGAGAAAGUUCAGGAGGAGCAUCUCCCUCCCACAGCUGAUGGCAGCCUGGAUGCUGAGAAGGGGCCUGCACUUGCAGGACAGGCUGUUCCCGGGCUGCAGCAGGGGCUGGACAGUGUUGCCAUCGGGAAAGCUGACCCAGAGCAGGGUCCCUCUGCAGUGUCUUUGCAGGCAGAAGCUGCAGAACCUUCUGUUCCAGGAGCCAAGGCAGGAGAGGUGGAUGAGGCAGUGCUUCCAGCACAUCCAGCUGUGGAGCAGACUGUGGGAGGUUUAGAGCCUCCUCCCUUAAAUGGGGAGGAAGGGAGUGGCACAGACCCGUGGGAUGAAGCUGGCUCAGAGCAGGAACCUGCCUCAGUGUCCAGCAGAGCAGAGCCAGGCUCAGCUGUCCUGGGAGAAACUCCAGGAUCACAGGAACUGGGCUCCAGCCCCAGGCACACAGAUUCCAGCCUUUUUGAGGAUGACAACUUCUUUGAAACAGCAUCUCCUAAACCACUGAAGCCUCAAGUUCCCCCUGAAGAGGAGGAUGAGGAGGAAGUGAGCAUGAAGGGGCGUCCCCCUCCCGCUCCACUCUUUGGUGACGACGAUGAUGAUGACCUGGACUGGCUGGGAUGAAGAUGUGGCUGCUGAGCCCUCUCCUCUGGGCAUGGCCUCUUCCUGUGCUCUGAGCCCUUGGCAAGCUGCACACGUGGGACAUUGGGAAUGACCAGGGAUUUCCCAGCUCCUGUCCUGCAGAUGGAUGGGGGCUGGCACCAGGAGGCUCUUUGUACUCGUGGGGGCUCAGCCCCAUCACUCUGAGCUGCCAAACACUCUGGGGCUGGGCUGAGUGCAGGAGCCACCCACUGUCCCCCUCCCCUGAGACCUGGAUUCAUUAACCUCAAACUUUAUGCAAAUAGGAACUUGGUGAAGAGCGUCAGCAGAGCAAGUCUGGCAGGACCCUGCAGUGGCAAUAUCCUGUUUAAAAAAUCAAACUAAAAUCUCCUUCCCCAGUGAUUAACUCCUUGGAAUAUUUCCCUUAGUCCCCAGGGUGGCUCCCAGGGACCCUGCACCCUCUCCCCACUGUGUCUGAGCCAUGAGCCACUGGAUGUUCCCCCAGGAAUCCCAGUCAAGUGUUUCUUGUGAGUCCCUGGCUCUGCACAAGCAGCAUGGGGAGCCCUGGGGGCUGAGGUGGCUCAGGUGGGCACUGACUGAGCUGUGGCACAGGUGCUGCUGGCCCUUGGAGCUCUGCUAACCCAGGGCCUGAGCAGCUGUGAUGGGUAAGGAGCCCCAUCCCUGUUGUGUUAGUGACUCAGGCACCUCCUCUCCUGUGCCCAGUGCUGAGGUG